Molecule: messenger RNA, 1837 nt
Organism: Eubalaena glacialis (North Atlantic right whale)
Lineage: Eukaryota; Metazoa; Chordata; Mammalia; Artiodactyla; Balaenidae
Product: zinc finger protein 461-like
Exons: 5
Coding region: 112-1818 (568 amino acids)
Biological process (GO): negative regulation of transcription by RNA polymerase II
Molecular function (GO): DNA-binding transcription repressor activity, RNA polymerase II-specific
Source: RefSeq, a predicted model, not a curated record
UCGGCCGCAGAGGCAGUCGAGGGCUUCCCGUUACGGGUAGAGUAGGCAGGGCUCGGCGUGCGGCUUCGCCGGGAAGUCCAAUCAGAACUUGGACCAGAGCUCCUCCUGAGGAUGCUGAAGGGGUUGGUGAUGUUCAAAGAUGUGGCUAUAGAUGUCUCUCAGGAGGAAUGGGAAUGCCUGAACCCUGCACAGAGGAAUUUGUACAAAGAUGUGAUGUUGGAGAACUAUAGCAACUUGCUUUCACUGGGACUUUCUAUUUCUAAGCCGGCUGUGAUCUCUUCAUUGGAGCAAGGGAAGGAGCCCUGGAUGGUUAUGAGGGAAGUGAUAGGAGAACAGAUCCCAGACUUGGUGUCCAAGUGUGAGUCCAAGAAGUUAUCUCCAAAAAGAAACAUUUAUGAGACAGAAUCAUCCCAAUGGGCUAUCAUGGAACCAUUUAAAAGCCAUAGUCCUGAGAAAUCCAUUUUCAGAGAUAUUUGGGCAUGCAAAAGUCAGUUUGAGAGACAACAGGGAAAACAGAAGGGCUAUUUCAGGCAAUUUAUUAUCAACCAUGAACACAUGCCCGUUUUUAGCCAUCAUUGCUCACAACUUAAACAACAUUUGAGAAUUCAUAAAGGUGAAAAACAAUAUGAAUGUAAAGAAUGUGGCAAGGACUUUUAUUAUGGCUCAGAACUUAUUCUACAUCAGAGAAUUCACACUGGUGAGAAACCCAAUGAAUGUAAGGAAUGUGGGAAGGCCUUUAUGCAGCUAUCACAAUUUACUCAACAUCAGAGACUUCAUACUGGUGAAAAACCCUAUGAAUAUAAGCAAUGUGGGAAGGCUUUUAUUUGUGGCUUUCAACUUACUGAACAUCUGCACCUCCAUACUGGUGAGAAACCCUUUGAAUGUAAAGAAUGUGGAAAGACUUUCAAGCAUCGAUCAUCCCCUACCAUACAUCAGAGACUUCAUACUCAUGAGAAACCCUAUGAGUGUAAAGAAUGUGGGAAGGCCUUUAAUUAUGGCUCAGAACUUAUUCUACAUCAGAGAAUUCACACUGGUGAGAAACCUUAUGAGUGUAAGGAAUGUGGGAAGGCAUUUAGGCAGCGAUCACAGCUUACUCAACAUCAGAGACUUCAUACUGGUGAAAAACCCUAUGAAUGUAAGCAAUGUGGGAAGGCUUUUAUUCGUGGCUUUCAACUUACUGAACAUCUGCGACUCCAUACUGGUGAGAAACCCUAUGAAUGUAAAGAAUGUGGAAAGACUUUCAGACAUCGAUCACACCUUACAAUACACCAGAGAAUUCACACUGGUGAGAAACCCUAUGAAUGUAGAGAAUGUGGAAAGGCCUUUAGCUAUCACUCAAGCUUCUCUCACCAUCAGAAAAUUCAUUCUGGCAAAAAACCUUAUGAAUGUAGUGAAUGUGGGAAGGCUUUUUGUGAUGGCUUACAACUUACUCUUCAUCGGAGGAUUCAUACUGGUGAGAAACCCUAUGAGUGUAAGGAAUGUGGGAAGACUUUCAGACAGUGCUCACACCUCAAAAGACAUCAGAUAAUUCACACUGGUGAGAAACCUCAUGAAUGUAUGAUAUGUGGUAAGGCCUUUAAACUUCAUUCACACCUUAUUCAACAUCAGAGAAUUCAUACUGGUGAGAAGCCCUUUGAAUGUAAGGAAUGUGGAAAGACCUUUAGCUAUCAUUCGAGCUUCUCACACCAUCAGAGAAUUCAUUCUGGGAAGAAACCAUAUGAAUGUGGGAAGGCCAUUAAUCAUGGCUUACAAUUUAAUGUACAUCAGACACUUCAUACUGUUGAGACUUCAGUAAAUUUUCCUCUCUCCCCAUCCUAGUCUAGCAUCAUGAAAUUAU